Messenger RNA from Bipolaris zeicola 26-R-13, 813 nucleotides. RefSeq lists its product as uncharacterized. Lineage: Eukaryota; Fungi; Ascomycota; Dothideomycetes; Pleosporales; Pleosporaceae. The coding region runs from base 1 to 813 and encodes 270 amino acids. The transcript has 2 exons. The record is from RefSeq and is a predicted model, not a curated record.
AUGGAAUACUAUAAAUGCCCGGUCGAAGAUCUAUGGCGAGAGGUAAAUCGGCGCAAGCUGGGACUGCCCUUGAGACCCCGGGACGAGCUGAGCGAGGCUUUGGCGAACGACGACGAGCGAAGAGGAUCCGAAGCAACGACGGUGGAAACCAUAAUCCAAGGCGGCUUCAUUCCCAAAAACGUCAAUCUGGGGCACACAGCCGAGUUUGGAUCGACAGUCGUGGCCAACCAACUCGUCGACGAAAAAAUCAUCUACUGGACCAUGAAUACUUUCUUCCCGACCAUCCAGCUCUUUUUCGAGUCCGGCCGUUCUUGUACCAUCGACGGCGGCCAGCUGCCGGACGCAAGAAUAGGUCUGGAUUCGGCUCUUCAAUUCCAGUUGACAGAUUGCGCACACGAAGAGGAUGGUCGUGUUACCAAUUCCCUUCUCCCUACAACAUACUCAGGGCCUGGAACUGGCAUGGCUAUCAAGGAAGUAGUCAUCGCCCAACGAACCAGCAUCGCACUGCAGCCGAUACACCCAGAAGACGCCAAGCGGUGGACAGAGCUAGAUCGCCCUCACACGAGGAUCGCAACGGAAACGCAUACAGUUGUUGGAAUAAGAUUGAGGGGUAUGGAUAGGCUGGCCUACAUAUGGGCGAAAGUUAAAAAUGCUCCGGCAACACGAGUUUGGAGCGACGUCAGGAUAGCUGGGCUGCGAAACGAUGUGCCAGUACCAAAUGCAUGGCAGCCAGAACGUCCCAUAAAGCCAGGAGCUGAGAAAACCGUGGUAGUCAAAAACAGCCUGAUUACGCGCAAUUCUGGAGCGGCCUAG